Molecule: messenger RNA, 1475 nt
Organism: Drosophila novamexicana
Lineage: Eukaryota; Metazoa; Arthropoda; Insecta; Diptera; Drosophilidae
Gene: AP-1mu
Product: AP-1 complex subunit mu-1
Exons: 3
Coding region: 180-1460 (426 amino acids)
Biological process (GO): intracellular protein transport; vesicle-mediated transport
Cellular component (GO): clathrin adaptor complex; clathrin-coated vesicle
Molecular function (GO): clathrin-cargo adaptor activity
Source: RefSeq, a predicted model, not a curated record
UUUUCGUGUGACUAAACUUUAAUUCCACUUGUGCAGUUAAUCGACAAUUUCUCAGUUAUUCUAAUAAUAAUGCUCCGAAACACAAGAGUUUGACAGUCAUCGUUUUGGGGCAACAAGAACAAGUGGCAGCUGGAAUCUUUUUGACAAAAAAAAAGCAACUGAAAGACAAAAGAGGAAACAUGUCUUCAUCAGCGAUAUUUGUGCUGGACGUGAAGGGCAAGGUGUUGAUAUCCCGUAAUUAUCGCGGAGACAACAUUGACAUGGCUGUAAUCGAUAAAUUCAUGCCACUGCUCAUGGAACGCGAAGAGGAAGGUCUCGUCACGCCCAUUCUGCAGACUUCAGAGACCACUUUUGCCUAUAUAAAGACAAAUAAUUUGUAUAUUGUGUCUACGACGCCACGUAAUAAGAAUGUGAAUAUUGCCCUGGUCUUUGUAUUUCUGCACAAAAUCGCACAGGUGUUUGUGGAGUAUUUCAAGGAGCUGGAGGAGGAAUCCAUCCGAGAUAAUUUCGUUAUAAUAUACGAGUUGCUCGACGAGCUUAUUGACUUUGGCUAUCCACAAACGACGGACUCCAAAAUACUGCAGGAGUAUAUCACGCAAGAGGGUCACAAAUUAGAGCUGCAACCGCGCAUACCCGUAGCUGUAACAAAUGCCGUAUCCUGGCGCUCAGAAGGCAUCAAGUAUCGCAAAAAUGAGGUUUUCCUUGAUGUCAUCGAGUCGGUCAAUCUGCUUGCCAAUGCCAAUGGCAAUGUGCUGCGCAGCGAAAUCGUCGGCGCCAUUAAAAUGCGCGUCUAUUUGUCUGGCAUGCCAGAGCUUCGUUUGGGACUCAACGAUAAGGUGCUCUUCGAGAGCACUGGGCGUGGCAAAUCUAAGUCUGUGGAGCUGGAGGAUGUCAAGUUUCAUCAGUGUGUGCGACUGUCGCGAUUCGAAAAUGAUCGCACAAUCUCGUUUAUACCACCGGAUGGCGAAUUCGAGCUGAUGUCCUAUCGCCUCAACACGCAUGUCAAGCCACUGAUCUGGAUUGAAUCGGUAAUUGAGCGACAUGCACACUCGCGCGUCGAGUACAUGAUUAAGGCAAAAUCUCAAUUUAAGCGCAGAUCAACGGCCAAUAAUGUGGAAAUUGUUAUACCCGUGCCCGCAGAUGCGGAUUCACCCAAAUUCAAAACAACCAUUGGCAGCUGCAAAUAUGCUCCGGAGCAGAAUGCUAUCAUAUGGACAAUCAAAUCGUUCCCAGGAGGCAAGGAGUAUUUAAUGCGUGCACACUUUGGCCUGCCCAGCGUGGAGAGCGAGGACAACACCGAAGGCAAGCCACCGAUACAGGUGCGCUUCGAGAUACCAUAUUUCACGACGUCGGGCAUACAGGUGCGCUAUCUGAAGAUCAUUGAGAAGAGCGGCUACCAGGCAUUGCCCUGGGUGCGUUAUAUCACUCAAAACGGCGAUUAUCAGCUACGUACCAACUAAUCCCUGUCCACACAC